UUUUUUUUUUUAUCCGCUCGAAAGUCAUUCAUAUUUAAAAAACGCCAUACGGCAUCUACAGAUUUCAAUCAAAACCACGAAAAGGGUAUUACAGGAAUAACCGGAAAGACUAAUUGAAGUCUGGGAGCAGGGACAUCUUCACACCGCCACAUACUCAAAGGCAGGGUCGGGACACGUAGAGUAUGCAACCAGACAAACAAUUCCCUUCACAAUCAAAACCCUAAUCGCAGUAAUCAAAGCAGCACAGAGAAAUCUGUCUUCCCCAAUACAGUAAUCCAAAGCCAAAAAUGCCGGCGAAAUUGCAAAACAAAAACACAAAAGUGGUUUUCCUUUGGGCAGACCACUGAUCAGAGGCAACAACCAAACCAAACCAGACACAGAAAAACUAGACGCAAAGUUAUUUGCCUACCACCGCACACUCCGGAUUUAGGGAAAUCCAGACCGAAAAACAAAAAACCGGACUGAAAAAACAGCCGGAGAAACAGGGCUGAAGACAGCCAGAGGAACAAGAAAAAAAAACUUCAACCCAACCGCACACCUUAUUACUCGCCGCCGCCCUUCGAGAACUUCAGAUCUGGAAACUCCGGCUGAGAAGACAGGCAGGGGAGCCCAAAACGCCGCCAAGGCCGGCGUUAAAAACAGCACCUCGCCGGCUGCGACAACACCGCCGCCCCAAACUGGGGAUCUCAGAAAGAGAACGAACGGGAUAGAGAGGAGAGGCGAGGAGGGAGGAGGAGGGGAGGAGGAGGCGUGGUGGCGCCCCCCCCGCCCAAAACCAGGCGCUGAAGUCUGAGGAAAACCAGGGGCGAGAGGAAGUUAGAGAGAGAAACUUCGAUUAGACAAGUUUUGCAGUACCUCUGGAACCCCUAGGUUUCGUCGUCCCACUCCAUCGAUUUGCACCCAAUGCUGAAACUAGCAAUGUCUCGACUUUCGGUUCCACGGGGCUUCAUCAACCCGUCGCUCUCUCUCAUGAGUAAUGCUGCAACCACCACAAGCUUCAAUUCUCUCUCUUCCCCCACUUCAUCCCCUCCUCGUAUUCCAAUGUAUCUCGGGUUGAGCAUCAGGGGCAUGCGAAUGGGAGGGAAGGAGAUUCCGGACAAGAAGCUGGUGGAAUACUCUUUAAAGUACAUCCAUGGAAUUGGCCACACCACAGCGCGCCAAAUCCUCCGUGACCUCAACAUGGAGAAUAAAAUCACAAAGUACCUGUCCAAGCACGAAAUCAUUUCUCUCCGGGAUGCAGUUUCGAAGUACUUGAUUGAUUGCCAACUCAGAUUAUCCAAUGGGCUUGCAAUUAAGAGGUUGAAGGAAAUUCAGUGGUACAGAUGGAAAAGGCACAUUCAGGGGCUUCCUGGAAGAGGACAGCGCACGCAUUAGCUGGAAAUGGGUUUUUUUCUCUCUUUCUGUAGCCGGACCUGGUCGUAGUUGAAAUUAAGUCUUAUCUGUAUAUUGAUAUGGGUUUUGUCGCUGGACCUGGUCGUAGGCGAAAUUAAACUGCUUUAAAUUGAUGAUAUUAAAUUGAUGAUGUUUGGAAUUGCAAUUACUUUUGGUUGUUUUCACUUUUGAGACUAUCAUGGUUAAAACUUGAAAUGCAUUGUCCUCUAGUCCUUUUGGAGUUUUGGGAGGAAAUUUCCUGCUUGAUUUUA
Rhododendron vialii is the source of this 1643-nucleotide messenger RNA. Its product is annotated as small ribosomal subunit protein uS13c-like. Bases 904 to 1374 code for a protein of 156 amino acids. The transcript has 3 exons. Gene Ontology annotation, biological process: translation. Gene Ontology annotation, cellular component: ribosome; mitochondrion; small ribosomal subunit. NCBI's taxonomy places the organism in Eukaryota, Viridiplantae, Streptophyta, Magnoliopsida, Ericales, Ericaceae. The record is from RefSeq and is a predicted model, not a curated record. Gene Ontology annotation, molecular function: structural constituent of ribosome; RNA binding.